CUACAAAUCCGCCGUGUGCCCCUUUGAGACCGUCCUCCGCCUCCAUCGAUACUGUGGCGCGCAGCGUAGACAACAGCACUUACUGGUAGCCAAGGGGGCGGUACCUCAGAGCACCGCCACGAUGUCGACGUCGAACGGGUGGGACAUCGUCGCUGGCGCCGAGGGCAACAUCACCACCGGCUUCACAUGGGAACCGCAGCCGAUGCGAAGGGGUACUUUCAGCAUCAUCUCAUCAUGUUUUGUGACGCUCGCCCUGUGUACAUGGAAGAUCGUGCACCUGAACCUGCCGGGCACGUGUCCGGAUGAGACCCUUCCGUGGACGGCAUGGUUCAAGAAAGACACGACCCACAGCAUGCGGCACAGGCUUGUGCAUAUCUUCGGCGGGCAUCAGAUCACCAGGCAGAUCGGAUGGCUGCUUAUAGGUCUGUUUGCGCCAGAAUUGAUUGCCUAUGCUGCCUUUAGGCAAUAUUGGGAUGUGAAGUCAUUGCAAGCAUUCAUGGAACGCGUAUAUCUGCAGCCAGCCCGACCGCAGAGCUGGUGGCCCGCUCUGCUGAACAGUCGCCGGCUCAACCGCAGUUCGGAUGUCGAGGAUACGAGCACCAAACACAUAUGGACAUUGACGCACAGCUGGUACGCCGUGAUGGGAGGCUACAGCUACAAGCUGCGUGACGGGCCGAAGGUAUUCCUCCCCGACGACCACAGCCGCGAGCAGCUAGUGUUGAGAGACGAGGCACUGCGCUUCGUGGCCGAGCACGAGCCGUCCGUGAUACCAAACCUGUCCGUGCUCGAUAUCUUGGACAAGAGCAGCUCGAGCACCUUUGUGAAGAUCAUCGCCCUGUUCCAGGCCCUGUGGUUCAGCCUGCAAUGCGUCGUCCGCAUGGCCCAGGGUCUUUCGAUUUCUCUGCUGGAGCUGACAACAUUCGCACACUGCAUCGUUGCCCUGAUCAUUGGUUGGCUGUGGCUUCGCAAGCCUGUGGACAUCUCGAAACCAGAUCCACUCAACAUGCCCGACACCGUCAGCCAGCCACACUGGCUCAUCGCGAUUCUGUACUCACUGACUAGCUUCGACCACAACGAGUGUGACGAGGACAGGUACACGAAGCUGGGACGAGCCGAGCAGGCCGCGGUCCAGGAAUACACGCCCGAGGCCCCACGGGCGUCGACGUACCUCGAUGCAACCAUCAACCAGGACCCGAUCACCUUCAGCGACCUGAACCUCCACGGCGGCCGUCCCCAGUCAUCAGCCGUCAGCAUGGGCCGGCCAACGACGGGCGUUCCAAGCCGGCCAACAACCUCCCGACCUACACCAGCCAGCCCGUGGGCACUCCUCACCCCUCCAGCCCGGGACCACGACGCGGACCAGUCCACCACGGCCGGCGCCGCCAGCCUAAGCGAGCUCGUCCAAGCAGCCGCAGACCAGGAGCGCCGCUUCCGGGCCCGGAUGCAGAUGGCGCAGAAGGGCUGGGACCACUACAUCCUGGACCGGCACCCGCACGAGGAGCCCACCCCAGCCACCACCGCCCCCGCCACCACGACGGCGACACCGGCCCACCCCGGCGAGAGCAGGCACCGCGCCCAGCGGCGCCUGAAGCGCACGAUGCGCAACACGCUCGUGGACCGCGUGACCAACUUCCCGCGGCGGCGGCACGACGGCAUCCCGCAGGAGCAGCACGCGUUCAAGACGCACCUGGGGAUCAGCCUGACGGGGUUCCUGUACGGGGGGCUGCACAUGCUGGCGUGGGACGCGUCCUUCACGAGCGGCGCCGAGGCGGCGCUGUGGAAGCUGGCGUCGGUGAGCCUCGCGUGCAGCGGGCUGCUGGUGCCCGUCGCGCACGCCGAGGGCGUCAUACUGAAUGCCGUGCGGCCCUGGCUCAUGAUGGACGAGGAGGACCGCGACGCCGAGGAGGCGGAGCACCUCGCCGAGAAGGAGGCGCGGCUCGGGCGGUGGGAGCACGGGUGGCGGCGGUGGUGGUGGAUGUUUUAUAAGUGGUGCUUCCUGUGGAUGAUCGAGGUCAUCCGCGUCGUCAAGGUCGUGGGGAUUGUCGUUGUCGGGUGUAUCUACCUCGGCCUGCGGUUCUUUAUCUUUGUCGAGUGUCUGGCGAACCUGUCGCACCUGCCGCCCUCGGCGUAUGAUGUUGUUCGGUGGUCGCAGUAUGUGCCUCAUAUCAGCUAGACAGCCUGAGGUGGGAAUGUGGCUGGGUGGGUAGGUACAGCAGUAGAUGCGCAAGGGCGGCUCAUGGUGGGUACCUACGCGCUCACUGGAAAGAAAGGACGAUUUCAAGCUUAGGAUUGGGAUUCUGGCAAGCGUUUGUUUUUCAGAUCAUCGGUACGAUCACCUGGAUGAAUCCAUGCUGGGGGUAUUGAUGUAGUUGAAUGUGCGGCACGAGGCUGAGGCCAUGUGCCCACAGACGUUUCGUAGUACUCUACACUAUGAUUAGCAUUGUCUUCUUUUUUUUAGAGAUUAGAUAUUCACACCCGCUAAAACGGAGGGUACACCCAUACCAGGGAACUCGGAGAUCAAAAUGCGUAUUUUCGCGCCAAACCACAAAAAAA
Diaporthe batatas is the source of this 2553-nucleotide messenger RNA. RefSeq lists its product as uncharacterized. The coding region runs from base 122 to 2173 and encodes 683 amino acids. Lineage: Eukaryota; Fungi; Ascomycota; Sordariomycetes; Diaporthales; Diaporthaceae. The record is from RefSeq and is a predicted model, not a curated record. The transcript has 3 exons.